This is a messenger RNA of Gastrolobium bilobum, 561 nucleotides long. Its product is annotated as early nodulin-like protein 7. NCBI's taxonomy places the organism in Eukaryota, Viridiplantae, Streptophyta, Magnoliopsida, Fabales, Fabaceae. The transcript has 2 exons. Gene Ontology annotation, cellular component: plasma membrane. The coding region runs from base 1 to 561 and encodes 186 amino acids. The record is from RefSeq and is a predicted model, not a curated record. Gene Ontology annotation, molecular function: electron transfer activity.
AUGGCAUCACUUUUUGGCGUACUUUGUACUUUUAUGAUGGUUUUUUUGGCGACCACGGAUACUUCUGUUGAAGGUGCUAGGGAAUUCAGAGUUGGCGAUCACUUGGGUUGGCAUGAACCUGACUCCAACAAUACUGCAUUUUAUACUCAAUGGGCUGCAAGGAACAGGUUUCAAGUUGGUGACUCCCUUGUUUUUGAGUACCAGAAUGACUCGGUUCUGGUUGUGGAGAAAUGGGAUUAUUUUCAUUGUGACUCAAGUGACCCCAUCAUUGCAUUUGACAAUGGGAACAGCACUCUCACUCUUGAAAGGUCUGGUUUCUUCUACUUCGUCAGUGGAGAUGAUGAUCAUUGCCAGAACGGUCAGAAAUUAAUUGUAGAGGUGAUGUCACCACAUCCAAUUUAUAGCUCUCCACCCUCCAUUUCUAUUCCACCAGAAGGUUCCUCUGCAAUGGCUCCUUCAUUAUCUUCUCAUGGCUUACGGCUUUCAGCCUCCAUGGUGCUUGGUUCAGUCUUUAUGGCUCUUUUGGCCACAUUUGUAAUUGUGUUCCUUUCAGCACCCUGA